CUCAACGCGAGCCGCAAUAUGACCCGAGAGCAUGGGGGCGAAAAAAUAGGAAAUCGAUGAUAAACUCGCUUUUCUCGCGGGAUAUCUUACUCUCGUGGGAUCCUUCCUAGCUCCUCUGUCAACAAGUACCUCUGAGGGAACGCAUGCGCAAAUUCACUUUCCUCCUUGACCCUCGCCGAAAAAAAGUUUUCCUUCUCGUGCUUUAUUUUAUUUCUUUUCGUUUUUGUUUCCGUGAGCCCCGCCUGCUCCUUGCACUUCCGGUUCAGUCGGUGCGGGGGCUGUCUGGGAUGGUCCUGGUGGCGGCGGUCCUUGGCUUGGGAGCGGCGACUUGAUGGUCUUUCCAGUACUUGUAUUUUAGAUUGAAGCUAGCACUAAUGCUAACAUUGGCAAGCAAACUGAAACGGGAUGAUGGUGUCAAGGGCUCCCGUACUUCCAAUCCCAUUUCAGACUCUACUCGAAGAGUGUCAAUUAGAGAUAAAUUGCUUGUUAAAGAAGUUGCAGAACUUGAAGUAAAUUUACCUUGUACAUGUGAAGUGAAUUUUCCUGACCCAAAUAAACUCCAUUUCUUUCUCUUAAUCAUAAACCCAGAUGAAGGUUAUUAUCGAAAUGGAACAUUUCAGUUUGAAAUAGAGGUUCCUGAUGCCUAUAAUAUGGUUCCUCCCAAGGUAAAAUGUUUGACAAGAAUCUGGCAUCCAAAUAUAACUGAGACAGGGGAAAUCUGUUUGAGAGGUGCACGAUGGACGUGUCUUUCAGUUCCUGAGGAAUGGAAUCUUGUUUCCAGAAGGAUCGAAACAACUGGUUUAUUGAGAGAACAUUCUAUUGAUGGCACUGGCUGGGCUCCAACUAGAACCUUAAAGGAUGUUGUUUGGGGAUUAAACUCUUUAUUUACUGAUCUCUUGAAUUUUGAUGAUCCUUUAAAUAUUGAAGCUGCAGAACAUCAUUUACGUGACAAGGAGGACUUCCGAACUAAAGUUGAAGAUUACAUUAAGCGCUAUGCAAGAUGAUGAUGGGAGAUGGAUAGCAAGGCCAUGACCUGCACCUUGAUGUUUUCCUAAAACUACCAACACCAAAAAAGAGGGGUUUUUUUGUCUUGUGUUCAUGUUGUUCUAAUGAAGAAAACAAUCCUCUUUGUUAAAUGAAAAGUUCAUCUAUACAGUAAGAAAAUGAUGUAUGUUGGCUACAAAAAGCUGUUUAACUUUCAGCAAUCUCUUUUUGAAAUUGUAUCAUAUAUUCAGAAGUGAGAUCUCCUCGAUACUAAAGAAAAAGCCCUACUAAGAUCAUUUAUUCAUUUUAAAAUGUUCUUAAUAGCUAGUACGGAAUAUUUAAGUAUGGCAAUAAAUAAAUGUGGGCCAAAAUUGAAAUGACAUGUCAUGCAUUAUAUUGAAUACAUAUGUUAGCUCUGUCUGCUGUUGCUGUUAAAGUUGAAAUUGCUGAUACUAGUUCAUUUUUUUAUCUACUGUUUUAAAUUUGCAUUUACUGUGCAAAGCACUUACUGAAACCAAGGCUGAGUCUGAACACACAUAAAUACAGUGUAUUUCUUUUUAAAAAUAACUAUUUUACAUGCAAAUGUAAUGAAAGGUAUAAUAGUUUUUAAAUACCUUUAGCUUCUGGUGUGGAGAAUUGAUAUUUCAGGUUAUUAUAAAACUAACUUUAAUUUUCUGGUACCAAAGCUUUAGAAGCUAAUCUUUGAGUUCAAAUUAAAGCUGAUUGUAAUGUAACAGUAACACUGUAAGAAGCCAAAUUUUUCAGGAUAAACAUGGUAAAGAACUUUCAAUAUAACUAGCUCUAUCUCAUGUAAAGUAUGUAUGAAUUGCAAAACCAUUUGGGUUGAGGAUACACUGUUUAGGUAUAUUUAAAAGCAGAUGCUUUUAUGUACUUCAUAUUUUAUCUUAACUAUUUUUCGAUACAAUGACCAUUCUAAACAGUGAGAGUCGUACCCCUCAAAUAAUUUAAAAUUAAUUAAAUUAUUGCCAAAGUAGAGACGAAUAAAUGUUUGUUUAGUUUCAUACACAUUGUGUGCAUAAUAUUUCUGCCUCAAUUUUUUUCAUAUGGAAGAAUCUAAUUUAUUAGGCCCUUCUGUAAGUUCUCAAUGCAGUAAAACUUCAAUUUAAUGGUCUCAUUAGGAGAAAGGUGUCUAUAAAAGCAGGAUGUCUGCUAAUUCUGAAUAGAAUUUUAUCUAUGCAUAUUUUAUGCAUUUUUUAAAAAAUGUAAAAUUGGAAUGAGAUUUUAUGCAUGUUUGGAAUGAUGAAUAGGAUUUUAUGGAUGUCCAGAUUUUCAUCAUAGUAUCUGAAGUCUGAACGUGUAUUAAAUCAAAGAUUUACUACAUCAUCGUACUUUAAACUUUGAUAGUGAGUUUAUUAUAACUACACCUCAGUAAAUUCUAUCAGUCAUGAAUGAAGGAGAAUACAUACAUGUCCCAGGAUAAUGUUGCAGGAUCCAAUCUGAAUCGGUCAGCAGGACCAGAGGUUUAAGUCUUCUGAGUUUUCGGACUCAUGUUGGAGCCCAUUUUCAGGGAACUUCUUUCUAAGUGUGUGUACUGUUUUCUGUGUUGUGUUUGUUGUAUGUGGCUUUGCAGAUGUUUAUUGGAUAUGUUGAUGGCUUGCUAUCAACCAUCAAGCCAGCCAUAAAACACCCCAAUCAACAUCUAAAAAGCCACAUACAAUAGACACCAUAUAAAUAUCACACACAGCACACCUUCUGCUGGAGAGAAGUUCCCUGAAGAUGGGCUCAAGCACAAGCCCAAAAACUCAGAAGACAGAACCUUUGGUCCCGGUGACCAACCCAGAUUGGAUCCAUCAUUAAUGUAAUGAUAUUUAAAACAAACAAGAAUUGGAAUGAGAAUUAAUUAAAUAAAUGGAUUAAAUGUUCAUUGCAAUUAAUGGUCCUUAGAAAACGCUUAAUUUGUUCAAAUAGAAGUUUGUUUCAAAAUAAAAAGUAUUUCUUUGAAAUUUGAGUUACUCAGAGGUUUUGAGAGAAAAAAAUAUCUGUUGCCUAUAUUUGGGAAAUUAUUUACAAAUAUUCUGAGAUAAUAAUAUAGAUAGAAA
This is a messenger RNA of Crotalus tigris (Tiger rattlesnake), 3044 nucleotides long. It is a transcript of the gene UBE2F, whose product is annotated as ubiquitin conjugating enzyme E2 F (putative). The transcript has 11 exons. The coding region runs from base 375 to 1004 and encodes 209 amino acids. Gene Ontology annotation, biological process: protein neddylation. NCBI's taxonomy places the organism in Eukaryota, Metazoa, Chordata, Lepidosauria, Squamata, Viperidae. Gene Ontology annotation, cellular component: nucleus. The record is from RefSeq and is a predicted model, not a curated record. Gene Ontology annotation, molecular function: NEDD8 transferase activity.